AUGGUCGGUCCCCACGCAGCCAGUGUUGCCGCAGCUGAUCGCAGCCAGAGGCCCAUAUUUUGCCUUUUCGACAACGCUAAAGUUAAUGCCAGUCGAUCGUCCCGCCAGCCGUUUUACUACAUGUUCGAAACGUUGCCCUUCGCCCUCUGCCCAAAUGUCGUGUAUUCGUCUGUGGGAAUCGCAGACGGGCAGCUGGUCAGCCGACUUCCGCUCUUUGAACAGAAACACGGCUUACCACUGCUGAGGCAAAUAGUGAACAAACAGGGAUUCCAGGACACACGGAUUUUGCUGGUGCUCGGUGGUCGCAAGGAGGACGCCCCACACUUCUGGAGGCUUGGUAGAGACCCCAAUACCUUCGACCUUCUCAUGAAGAACGUGGUGGACGGCAUGAUCAAGUUUCAGCUCGACGGUGUGACUGUUCACUGGAUGGAGCCCACCUCCAACUGUAGCGGUACUGAUCACGACUUGGUUUUGUCGAUUCUCCUGCACCGGUUGAAGGAGACCUUCGCCAAACGUGGCCUGACACGACACGUUGUAUCUGUGAUGCUGGACAUGAGAGCUGACAACCGGUAUCUUCUAAACAGCGUAGCCAAUGUGGUGAACUAUUUUUUCAUUGGCACAAACGUCUUGCGUUACACGGGGCGAGGUCCUUUUCAAGACAUCUGCGCCAACUUGAGCCACGCUCCACGCGUCGUGAUUAGCAGCUACGCCAGUUUCUCAAAGAAUGUUGGGGCAGACCAGCUCUGUAUCAUGGUGGAGCUCGCACCUUGGGGUGCAGCUGGGUUCGAACUGCCGACCGGUGCUUGGAUAGCAAAUGGCAGGAAAGACCUUGUCGUCCUAGUCGACACCUCGCCGUUGCGCGUGCCUAUCGCUGCACCACCCCCUUCGCCCACCUACACAGUGACAUCGCCAGAACGUCGAUUUCUCGACCGCGACGAAGCUACACCCCCCCGACGAGCGUAUGUGCGUCCAGCUGUGGGCAUUGUGGGCCGCUUUGACAUUUCCUCUCCUCCUGUCAUCGUGGCAGCUUCUCACACCCUUCCUUAUUUGAAGCAAGAACACCGCAAUGACCGAAGCUACUAUGUUUCCCCUGUCUAA
This is a messenger RNA of Rhipicephalus microplus (southern cattle tick), 1098 nucleotides long. RefSeq lists its product as uncharacterized. The record is from RefSeq and is a predicted model, not a curated record. NCBI's taxonomy places the organism in Eukaryota, Metazoa, Arthropoda, Arachnida, Ixodida, Ixodidae.